AUGGCUCUGGGCCCUUCAUCUGGUCUCCUUCCCAAGCAGGCGCUCCUCACUGCCAUCAGCCAGGGCUUCCGGGCACCUGCCAAGCCCCUUCACAACAGAGAGACUGAGUCUAGGGAAGAGCCUGACAGCAAGCAUCCCCCAUCUCAAGGGAGGAAGAUUCAUCUGACCAGAGUGAGCAGCCUGCAUGGAGCUGGCAAGGGCUGGAGGUGCCAGGAACAUCAGGAGAGCAGCCGGGGCCCUGCAGAAGUGGAGGGACCACCCAGGCUCAGAGCCAUGCCUGGGUCCCGAUGCCAACCCAAGAAUCAUGGCUCCAGCUCUGACCCACUGGGGCCAAGGCCCACUGGCAAUGGCAUCGAUGUCUGCAUUGGAAAAGCAAAUGUUCCACAAGCAGAGCCGCCCCCCUCUUCCCUGAGGUCUGUUUCUCCCCGGAAAGCCGAAGACCUCAUCACGGCCCCCCUCUCAUCCGACUCCGUGCGCGGGGCAGGGGGAGCCCGGUGGUCCGGCGUGGCCCUGACGGCCUCCAAGAAGAGGUCACGCGCGUUCCCCGCCCCAGUUUGGAGUGUCGUCGUGUGA
This is a messenger RNA of Rangifer tarandus platyrhynchus (Svalbard reindeer), 573 nucleotides long. Lineage: Eukaryota; Metazoa; Chordata; Mammalia; Artiodactyla; Cervidae. The record is from the annotation of a GenBank genome assembly.